This is a messenger RNA of Lactuca virosa, 399 nucleotides long. The record is from the annotation of a GenBank genome assembly. NCBI's taxonomy places the organism in Eukaryota, Viridiplantae, Streptophyta, Magnoliopsida, Asterales, Asteraceae.
AUGAUCAGCCCCAAGAAACUAGCUAGAAUAACAAGGAACUGGCAGAAUCUAGCAGCACUAAGGCCAAAAAGGAUCGCGGUUCCAAGAGUCGCUGGUUGUGCAGACUUUUUUGGUAAGGGUUGCUUUGUGGUGUAUACUUGUGAUGAAAUACGGUUUGUGGUGCCAUUGGAUUAUCUCAAGAAUGAAAUAUUUAAAGAACUCUUGGAGAUAGCAGAGGAAGAGUACGGGUCGCAGAGAGAUGGGCCGAUUAAACUGCCAUUCAAAGCCACCUUCAUGCAAUACACAGUUUCUGUGUAUUGCAUGCAAUACACAGUUUCUUUGCCAAUCUAUUUUUCUCUGCUAGAAAAACAGAUGGGCAAAGACUUGGAGGAAGAAUUUCGCACAACUAUAACUUCUUGA